CAAGUUCCCCCCUCCGGCUGAAACCCUGCCUGAUUUGUGGGCAAUGUUGGGGAUGUAAAAAAAAAAAAAAAAAAGAAAAAAAAGAAAAGGAAACCGGAGCAAAGAGAGCGUAAGGAAAGGAGAGAUAGGGAGACAACACUAACUGGGUAGCUAUGGAGAUAGUAGGUUUUCCUGGUUGCUUUCUUUGACAGGUGUCGAGUGGGAUAAAAUAAAGUCCGAGAACAGCCUCCAAGAUGUACGGCAAGGGUAAAGGAGCUGUGGUCCCCUCCGACAGUCAAGCGAGAGAAAAGUUGGCGUUAUACGUGUACGAGUACCUGCUACAUGUGGGAGCACAGAAGUCAGCACAGACCUUCCUGUCUGAGAUUCGAUGGGAGAAAAAUAUUACGUUAGGGGAGCCUCCCGGAUUCCUUCAUUCUUGGUGGUGUGUAUUCUGGGACUUGUAUUGUGCAGCUCCGGACCGAAGGGAAACGUGUGAACACUCCAGCGAGGCGAAGGCCUUCCAUGACUAUAGCGCAGCGGCAGCGCCGAGCCCAGUGAUGGGCAACAUGCCCCCCAACGACGCUAUGCCAGGUGGUCCCAUGCCCCCAGGCUUCUUCCAGGGACCGCCCGGCUCUCAGCAGUCCCCCCAUGCACAGCCCCCCCCACACAACCCCAGCAACCCCAUGAUGGGACCCCAUGGCCAGCCUUUUAUGUCGCCGCGGUACCCAGGCGGUCCACGCCCCUCACUCCGAAUGCCAAAUCAGCCUGGGGGAAUCCCAGGAUCACAGCCUCUCCUGCCAAACAGUUUGGACCCAACAAGACCGCAAGGACAUCCCAACAUGGGUGGACCAAUGAGAAUGAAUCCUCCCAGAGGAAUGGCCAUGGGCCCACAGAACUAUGGAGGCAUGAGGCCUCCUCCCAACUCCAUGGGUGGUCCCAUGCCAGGAAUGAACAUGGGUCCUGGAGGAAGGGGGCCAUGGCCAGGACCGAAUGCUAACUCAAUAGCCUACUCCUCCUCAUCACCAGGAAACUAUGUGGGUCCAGCGGGUGGAGGAGGUCCACCUGGAACUCCCAUCAUGCCCAGCCCAGGUGACUCAACUAACUCCAGUGAAAACAUCUACACAAUGAUGAAUCCCAUCGGACCUGGAGGCAACAGACCCAAUUUCCCUAUGGGACCAGGGCCUGAUGGGCCUAUGGGAGCCAUGGGAGCCAUGGAGCCACAUCACAUGAAUGGAUCACUAGGGUCCGGAGAUAUGGAUGGGUUGCCAAAGAGCUCUCCCAACAACAUGGGAGGCAUGAACAAUCCCCCCGGGACGCCGCGGGACGACGGCGAAAUGGGCGGCAACUUCUUGAACCCAUUCCAAAGCGAAAGUUAUUCACCCAACAUGACGAUGAGUGUGUGAUUUUAUUUUAUUAUUUUCUUUUUAAUCUUUCUCCCCCAAUUUUUGUGACUCUGCGCCUGUUUUUUUUUUUUAUUAUUAUUGUUUUUUUCAACUCAAUCCCCAACUUGUCCUCGGAUUAACCCGCCUCCCCUCGUCACACACACACACACACACACACACACACACACACACACACACACACGACCCUCUGCCCUGUCCCGUAACUGCAUCCCUCCUCCACCGUCCAACCCGCCACCAUCUUCCCUCUUCUCCCUCGGGGACCUUGUGCGGCCACUCAGCCUUCCGGGAGCGCCCUGGAGCAUGCUGGGACUCUAAUUAAGACGGGCCCUCCUGGAUCGUGCAAAAUGGCCGCAGGUGUGAAUAGGAAGCAGUCGCAGGGCAGCAGGAAGGGCCUCCUCUCGGACUCCGGCCCCAGCCUCCCCGGCUUUCUGACGGGGUCUAGACAAUGAGCGAGGGAUGGAGGAGACCGGAGCGCGCCGCCCGCCCGCCCCGCCCUCAUGGACGCAGUCUCUCUUUGCAGCUGCUGGGAGCCUCAUCAACCACGGCGUUGGAUUUGUUUCUGUAAAAUCAUCUUUAUUGGGUUUUUGUAGCAGCUCCCGACCGAUUUCCACGGAGGGUCCCUCGUCUCUACCGCAUUGUUUUUCUGUACGUGUACAUUUGUAACAGAGUUGUGGUGAUGAUCAGUGAAUAUGUUUUUCCAUUUUUUUUUUUUUUUUUUUUGUGUAUGUAAUGUAUCAUUGCUAUUUUUUAUUUUUAUUGUAUUAUUGUUAUUAUAAUAUUAUCAUUUUAAGAUUAAUGUCUUUUAGUUUUUAGGGGCGUACUGUUAUGACGGAGACAGCACAUGUGCACAUAAGUCACAAAUACAGAUUCCUCUCACUCUUGAGUAUUGUUGAAAAGUUCAUUCAUAUCAGACAUUCGAUUCAAAACAUUUAGUUCACAUAUAUAUUAACCAGAGUUAUGUAUUUUAAGUGUUUAUGUUGGGGAUUAUAGCUUACAGCUAAUGAAUACUCUAAUUGCAGCUUUCAUAAUAAUUUGAGUAUUAAGUAAGAGCAAUAAAAAAAAGUUACAGGAAGGUAUGCAUUCAUGCAUUGAGCAGCAUAGGCGCUCAAUACUUGGUUAGGGCUCCUUUUGCAUUCAUUUCUGCAUCUGUAGAUUCUCUACAGGGGUAUUAUAUACAGUGGUACCUGCCAGUCAAGCUCAGUCUGCGUGAAAAAUCUGUGCGACUAGGCAACAGUACAGUCCUCCUCCUGGUUAGGCCAUGUAAGAACUUCAGGUUGUGUCUGGAUCCACAGCUGCUAAACACGAGAAACGUGACGGCUGUAGUCCAUGUUCUCGGGAAGCACCGAUAUGUUUUUCCCUCCACUGAACUUUCCAUUGACCUGCUAACAGCAGGGUGUACAUUAUCCACCAUGACUGUGUAGGUCAUAAGUUAACUUUGAUAAGUAGUUUUGUUUUUUUUCAUCUUCUUCUUUUAAAUUAGCCUAAACUUGGGGGAAAUCUAAGCUGAAUCUUAGAUUUUCAUUAGCUGUUGGUCAUAAUCAGCUAAAUAAACAACAGAUAUCACUCUGUUUGAUGAAUCUGUGUUAAAUGAGCUUCACAUUUUGAAUUUAAACUCUGAAAUAAACUUUCUGAUGAUAUUCAUGUCGUACUGAGACGCACCUGUCAUUUGCUGCGCAACACAGGGCUUCCUGUGAGCACACUGCCCCCUGCUGGUGGGACGUUGUCCACUACGGUACUGAUUGAGCUUUUCUUUUUCUUUUUUCUUUUUUUUUUUUAACACAUCCAGACUUUUUACCUUCCUGCUCACCAGCAGCAGCUGCGCCUCCUGCUCUAGGAACUUUCCUGCAGUGGAAAAAAAAAAAAAAGCACAGCUUUUAUUUAUUUGUGUACUUGUAAUUUGUUUAUAAGUGUUAUCCCUGUUUUUGUUUUUGUCGACUGCAGAAUUGGUAGCAACUGUAUAAAUUCUGCAGAUGUAUUCAGCAGAGUCCUCCAUCUGAGCCCGAAAGGUGCUGUCCACUCCACCCACCUCCCUCAACUUUUCACUCCAUGUGCAUAAUUUGUGAUCCUUUUUUUUUGUCUACCGUCUGUGCCGUAUCGGAGUAUUACUUUGACCCGGUGUAAGUCGAAGAUGAAAGGAAGGUCUGGAAGCUGCAAACCUUUGCUCCAGUGACUGUAAAGAGUGAUGCCCCUCCUCCGUCCGCUUCCUCCUCCUCCCUUUUUAUUCUCAUUUUUUCCAUCAGGCUGGCAUUCUUACACAAACACCACUCUCCCCCCCCCCCCCCCCUCGUAUUUCUAAAUUUAUUUUGUACAACUCUCCCAUGUUUUUGAUGUCUUCUUUUGUAAAUACUGUAAAAUGCAUUUUGAUAUCAUUGACAUGUUUUGAUAUUUUCAAAUCACAGCUGAACAGUUGAUCAGUAGCGUGCUGAUUCAGGCAAACUGUGUGUACUUGUAACCAGAAAUGAUAUGAAAUUUAAAAAAAGGAAAAAAAAAAAAAAAAAAAAGACGGAGCUGCUAUAGACUAUUAUGCUAUUUCACCUCACGACCCAUAAGAUGUUGGAGGGGGAGCAGGACAAAGGAGAAGAUUCACCUUUAGUUCGUUCUGCCAUAACUCAAGUCAUGUUUCAAACAUGGUGCGUUUGAGGCGACAAAGAAAAAUACAAGAUAGGAUUUGUUUUUGGGGAUUUUUUUUGUGAUUUUUGGCAGAAUUUUCCAAGGACUGAGCACAAAAACGACACUUGGUCUCAGAUGCACUGCAGCUCAGCUUCUUCUGACGCAACAAAAACAAAGCGGGGCACACAGGACGCUGGCUCUCAGUCCACCACACCGGAGAUCAGAGUACAUACUUUACUAUGAAGGAUUUUUUUUUUUUCUAAUCUAUUUAAAAUCAGGCAAGAGGGACGUUUGUAGAAGUAAGGGGAAGCAGAAGAAAAAGCCACACGGACAUAUUGGUUGCAAAGAUGAGGUAGAGAACGUGCAGGAACGUGCAUUUUCUCCCAUGUACUUUAACACUGUUGUAUAAAAUGCAGUUCGACUUCUCUUUCUGUCCUGUAAGUAAAGCCGUCACAGCGUUGAUCAUUACUGUAUUUCUAUUGUGCUGAUGUAUAAUACUGUAACAUUAAGGGACAGGGAGGGUUAAGAGAGGACUUUGGGGGCAGGAUUGGGAGUAAAGUUUUUUUUUUUUCAUUUGUUUUUUUUUUUUUUUUUUUCGUUGGGUUCCUCAUUUCCUCCUGAUGACAAAGCAGUAUUGAAUAUGAGGCAGGAAGUUGCUUUGUAUAUCAUGUUAGGGUAGUUUCAGAUCCUAAAUGUCUUGUGUAGUUUAAAAAAAAAAGAGAUUCCUUUGUAUGUUUCUUUAUAUUGUAAAGUUACUUUAGACAAAAAAAAAGUUGCUUAUUGGAAAAAAGGUUGGAAAUCUACAUUGAUGCUGAUUAAUGUACUUUAUUUUAUUGUUUUAAUUUCCAUCAACUUGUCGGUCGUUUUUUGCCUGUGUCCCCCUUGUUGUAGAUACAUAUUAAAAAGAAAUAAAAUGACUUCACUCCUUUUGCCAUGAA
Molecule: messenger RNA, 4930 nt
Organism: Fundulus heteroclitus (mummichog)
Lineage: Eukaryota; Metazoa; Chordata; Actinopteri; Cyprinodontiformes; Fundulidae
Product: LisH and SSDP domain-containing protein
Exons: 18
Coding region: 234-1382 (382 amino acids)
Biological process (GO): positive regulation of transcription by RNA polymerase II
Cellular component (GO): nucleus
Molecular function (GO): protein binding; single-stranded DNA binding
Source: RefSeq, a predicted model, not a curated record